AUGGAUAAUUCUUUUGAUUUUGAGAUGUCCUCUUGCAAAAAGGUGUUUGCUUCUUUGAAUCCCAACCAAUAUAAGGCACUAACUACAUCUCCAUCCAAUGUGCUUCAGAUAUUGGCUGGUCCUGGUACAGGCAAGACAAGAGUUAUAACGGCUAGGGUUGCAUAUCUUCUAUGUGAGAAGAAAAUCCCGCCACAAAAUAUAAUCGUGACAACCUUUACAAAAAAAGCGGCAAACGAAAUGAAAGACCGAUUAGCCAAACUAAUUGACACAGUAAGCGUGCCAGUUGACUUGAAAAAGCUUGUAAUCGGAACAUUUCACUCGAUCUGCGUUCGCAUUCUUAGGAUUUUUGGCAAGCUUAUAGACUUGAAUGUCAAGUUCAGCAUUGCAGAUGACACUGACUCGAAGCAAUUGAUAAAGCGUGUCCUUGAGACUAAAUUUAACAGAGGAAAGCCAUCUGGAGCUAAUGAUAUCAAGGUUAAGACUACAGACAUCCAGGAAUACAAAUACUUCAUUUCGGCAUGCAAAUCAAAGGCCCAAUUUCCCAAUGAAGUUCCUCCCAAGGUGUCUGAUCACGCUUUUGAGGACCAUCUUGAGGUCUAUCAUAAAUAUCAGCAAUCGCUAAUCAACAAUAAUCUCAUUGAUUUUGAUGACUGCCUUUUGCUGACAUACAAACUUCUGAAAGAGCACCCCAAAUGCUUGAGGAACAUUGAACACGUUCUAGUUGAUGAGUUCCAGGAUACAAACUUGGUACAGCUAGAGUUAAUGUACCUUUUUGCGUUAAACAGUAACCACAAAGUUACAGUGGUUGGAGACCCAGAUCAAAGUAUAUAUGGAUUUCGACAUGCAGAAGCCAACAACUUUUAUAGAAUGGAAGAUCAUUACAAGAAACUUGGACUAAACGUGGUAAAAGUUCAGUUGGACCAGAAUUAUAGAUCGACAUCUAAUAUUCUUCGAUUUGCAGAAACUCUGAUGAGAACUAAGCAGACAGCUGCAAGACCCGAAAAAGACCUCAAAUCAAACACCCAAGAGAACACGCCUGUUUACUUCGAUCAGUACCCUACUAAUAAGGACGAGGCAAUGCACAUAGCAAAUGAUAUCAAGAAUUUGACUAAGAACAAGUACAAAUACUCAGAUAUUGCGGUGAUCAUAAGGUCCUCCUUCCUCUCACGUGCGCUCGAGCAAGAAAUGAUACAUUUCAGUAUUCCAUACAUAAUUAUGCAUGGAAAAUCUUUUUGGGAGCGGAAAGAAAUUAAAGUGAUGGUUGAUUUCCUUCGUUCUGUUGCCUCUAACAGUGAUUGGCUUGGAUUUAGUCGUACUUUGGAGUUUUGUACUCCGGGAAUGGGUGCAAUGUCUUUGGAGAGAAUUGAAAAUGAAUUUGAAGCACAGAGGAAAGAUGGCCACAAAGGAAAUGUGUAUCAUAUUCUCAAAGAGAUUGUAAAGGGGAAAAGAAAACGUUUCAGCAGUAAAGUGAAGGAAGGUAUUGAACGUUACAUGAAAACAAUUCAUGGUGCUCGUAAAUUCCUUAAAAAUGAAUCCCUAACGAACGAACAAAAGUUAGAUCAUAUGUUUGAUUAUAUCGUGGAGCAGCAGAAUCUGGUUGAUUUAGUGUCUCAGAAAAAAACGUCUAGUUCGCAAUCACCCGAUGAAAUUAAGCAGGAUGUGAAGGAGAACUUGGAUGAAUUGAGAAAUCAACUUCUCUCGUUUGAUCCACCAGAUACGGAGGUUUUAAAUCCGGUAUCUGAUGAGGAAGAAGGCACAGCCUUGCUUACAUCUGUUGAGACACACUCUGUUAAUAAGGGAGAAUUAAAUCCAGUUAAACUUCUUACCGCAUUUCUAGAUUCAAUUUACCUCUACGAAGAAUCGCACUACAACCAGAGCAAAACUGUGGAAGAGGAGCAGGGGAGAGUUGUAGUUACUACUAUUCAUGGAUCAAAGGGAUUGGAAUGGCCAAUUGUAUUUGUUCCUGGAUUAUGUGACGGCAUUUUACCUUCGAAAUACGUUUUGCAGGAAGAGAAUCCAUCAAAAAGAAAGAGUGCAAUGGAUGAAGAGUGCAGAUGCUUAUAUGUGGCUGUAACCAGGGCCAAAGAAAGACUUCAUUUAAGUUGCUUUGCUGAGAAUGAUGGAUUUGGCUUCGGCGGUAAUGAAAUUAAGCCAGUUUCCCAAUUACUGAAAGGGAAGCCAUUAAAGAUGGCAAAGAGAAGAAAACACGAAGAACAACUCAAUAAAUCAAGCAGGAGAACAGGAUUCUUCCAGUUCAACAAAUUAGAUCGAUCAAAGUACAGAUCAAGAAAUGCUAAAGAAGCUAUGCAUUAUGACAGUAUGUUUAGCCAUAUACCAAAGGCGGCACCAAUUGGAUUUAAGACUGCGAAGGAUAUGCUGAAGGAUUCAGCAAGAGAUAACGGCAGCCAGAAGGAGAAUCCAUACAAGAAGAGAAAAAAAACGAAAAAGCAUUUGGGAAUGGGGAGAGGACCUAUGAAGCCCUUCAAAUUAAAUUAG
Molecule: messenger RNA, 2496 nt
Organism: Brettanomyces bruxellensis
Lineage: Eukaryota; Fungi; Ascomycota; Pichiomycetes; Pichiales; Pichiaceae
Exons: 1
Coding region: 1-2496 (831 amino acids)
Biological process (GO): recombinational repair
Cellular component (GO): nucleus
Molecular function (GO): hydrolase activity; DNA binding; ATP binding
Source: RefSeq, a predicted model, not a curated record